AUGUUAUGCACUCUUGCUUCCUGUCUCACCAUUAGUCAGUCCCAAGGUCAGUGUUGUGAAUCAGACAAGCUAAAAGGUGGAAAACAAAGUGGGGGCAGGCUUUCCACUUCACUAAAGCCAAACACAGUCCCAAUUGGAGGAGUUAAGAUGGGGGCAGCAGCUCUUUUCAAAGCAAUAACAUAUAUGAGUUGGAUUGCCAAUUUCUCCACUUCUUUCAGGUUGAAUACCUUUCAGAAGAACCCAUACUCUAGGACAGGUAACAUGGGCAUGAGUGAACCACAAGAGUGUGAUGCAGAGAUAAUGAGAAAUUUGCUUUACGAAGGGUGUUCCAAUCUCAUCUCUCUCACUGAGAUUGCUUGCACACCCACAUCUAUAGAGCUGCAGCGUCAAGGAAACACUGGCCAACUCGAAGCCCUCGUAGCCUCCUCCAAACAGCUCUAUGGCUCUACAGCCAGAAGACCCUUAAACCAACUGUGGGCAAUUCGACAAGGAACAUCGGCUUGCAAUUGGGUGUUCACAGCAUCCUGCAAAGUUCUUUCAAAGCAAAAAGAGGAAGAAGAAUGA
Ilex paraguariensis (yerba mate) is the source of this 564-nucleotide messenger RNA. Lineage: Eukaryota; Viridiplantae; Streptophyta; Magnoliopsida; Aquifoliales; Aquifoliaceae. The record is from the annotation of a GenBank genome assembly.